CUGCAUAAUGUGCAUUCUAAUUCUUAAUUUUGGAACGGACACUUCAUUCAAUCAACGAAUCCAAACGUUUCGGACACUUGACGUUUCGGACGUGAAACUUCAUUUUUUUCAUUGAAAACCUUAAAAUAACACUGUUUUGCGGUGUCCAUGUUCAAAUGUCCUGUUUUUCCGCGUCCGUGUCCGUGCUAUCUAAUUUCAGGAAAGUGGAAACUCAUUUUUUUGUUGGUUUUCUUGAAAAUGAUUAUUAGAAAGAAAUGGCAAUCCAUGAAGAUGUAGAAAAUCGUGAUGGAAGCUUGUUGGAGCCAUUUAUUGGGGAAAAGAAGGAGAUUGGUAAGAAAAAUGGUAAAACUCUCGGAAUGGUUUUUCUCAGCACUGGUAUUGCAGUUUGUGGGUCUUUUAUAUUUGGUUGUUGUGUUGGAUAUUCUGCGCCUACCCAGUUUGGUAUUAUGGAUGAGCUUAGCCUUUCAUAUUCUGAGUAUUCAGUCUUUGGAUCCAUCCUAAACAUAGGUGCUAUGAUUGGUGCAGUCACAAGUGGGCGAAUCGCGGACUUUAUCGGCCGGAAAGGGGCUUUGAGGAUGUCACCAUUCAUAUGCAUGGCGGGAUGGAUUGCGAUCUACUCAUGCCAAGGAUCUCUAUUGCUUGAUUUUGGCAGAUUUUUAACCGGAUAUGGCAUCGGUGUUAUUUCCUAUGUGGUACCUGUUUUUAUUGCUGAGAUCACUUCCAAAGAACUUAGAGGAGCAUUAGCAUCUGCAAAUCAGUUCUUCAUUGUUGUUGGAAUAUUGGUAAUCUAUUCAUUAGGUGCACUUGUUGAAUGGAGGAUCCUUGCCCUAACAGGAACCAUCCCAUGUUUUUUUGUGAUUGUUGGUCUUUAUUUCAUUCCAGAGUCUCCCAGAUGGCUGGCAAUGGUUGGUCAGCAGGGCGAGUUCGAAUCAUCACUUCAGAAACUGAGAGGAUCUAAUGCUGACAUUUCUCAAGAAGAGAGUGACAUUAUGGAUUCUUUAGGCCUUAUCAGAACACUCCCAAAAGUAACCGUACUCGACUUGUUUCACACACAAAACAUCUGAUUUGUCAUUGUUGGAGUUGGAUUGAUGAUGUUUCAACAAUUUGGUGGAAUAAAUGGAAUUAUUUUCUAUGCUGACCAAAUUUUUGCAUCAGCAGGAGUUUCUCCAAGUAUAGGAAGUAUUCUUUACUCUGGAUUGCAGGUUUUUGUCACAGCAUGUGCUGCAACCAUAGUCGAUAAAGCUGGAAGAAGACCACUUCUAAUAAUUUCUGCUUGUGGAUUGCUUCUGAGCAAUCUGUUGAUUGGAACUUCCUUCUUAUUAAAGGGACAAGGCUUAGCUCUCGAUCUGGUUCCAAUCCUAGCAAUCACCGGUGUCAUGCUUUAUAUAGCCUUCUUUUCAAUAGGAAUGGGAGCAAUUCCUUGGGUUCUAAUGUCUGAGCUGUUUCCAUUGCAUCUAAAGGGAAUUGCAGGGAGUUUGGUGACAUUGGUAAACUGGUCUGGUGCAUGGUUUAUAUUAUUCACCUUCAAUUUUCUUAUGAGCUGGAGUUCUUCCGGUACAUUUUUCUUGUAUGCUUGCGUUUGUGCCUGCAAUAUCUGUUUCAUUGCCAAAUUGGUGCCCGAAACGAAAGGCCGAACACUCGAAGAGAUUCAAGCAUCUGCAGAUUAGUUCGAAUUGAAUAGCAGAAAUAGAUUCAUGAACAAGAAAAUAGCCAAGCUUCUGUUGAGUGAUAGAACACACAUGUAUAUGGUGAAAUAGGCCGUCUGCAGUUACUUGUUGUACAAGAAAUUAUAAACAAGUGUAAAACUAGUUUAAAAAAUCCAUUAGAUAGAAACUAUCCUUUCGAGCUCAGAGAUUUUUGUAUAUUUUUUCCUCGAAAAGUUCGGAAAUCAUACGUACCGAAUGACAGUCUUUUUUGUUUUA
This is a messenger RNA of Mercurialis annua (annual mercury), 1922 nucleotides long. Its product is annotated as sugar transporter ERD6-like 8. Gene Ontology annotation, molecular function: sugar transmembrane transporter activity. The record is from RefSeq and is a predicted model, not a curated record. Gene Ontology annotation, biological process: carbohydrate transport; transmembrane transport. NCBI's taxonomy places the organism in Eukaryota, Viridiplantae, Streptophyta, Magnoliopsida, Malpighiales, Euphorbiaceae. Gene Ontology annotation, cellular component: membrane.